Messenger RNA from Penicillium daleae, 1392 nucleotides. RefSeq lists its product as uncharacterized. NCBI's taxonomy places the organism in Eukaryota, Fungi, Ascomycota, Eurotiomycetes, Eurotiales, Aspergillaceae. The record is from RefSeq and is a predicted model, not a curated record. Gene Ontology annotation, biological process: proteolysis. Gene Ontology annotation, molecular function: dipeptidyl-peptidase activity; serine-type exopeptidase activity. The transcript has 6 exons. Bases 1 to 1392 code for a protein of 463 amino acids.
AUGAAGCUUCUUUUCUUAGCAAUGUUUUCGAACAUUGGGUUCUCGCUGCAAUGUGACUAUUCCGAUACACAAUUUCGGGAGCAGAAGGUCGAUCAUUUCGGAAAGAGCAUGAAAACAUUCAAGCAGCAGUACCAAAUUAUCGACGACUUCUAUAAGUCGGGUGGUCCAAUACUCUUCUAUCAGGGGGCUGAAAAUGACCGGAUCAGCUGUCUGUCCGACUACUCACUUGCGCAUUAUGCCAACGAGACUGGCGGACUUCUUGUGCAAAUUGAACAUCGUUAUUUUGGAGAUAGCUUGCCUUUCGGACCAAUCAACAGCACACUCACAUACAAUUGGGAUUAUCUCACCUUGAACAACGUGAUGAUGGAUUCUGUUGAGUUCGUUCAGUUCAUCAAGAAAAACUCCACGUUCACCAACGCGAAGACCAUUGUAUUCGGAGGAUCCUACGGGGGCUACCUGGCCACGAUGCUCCGUCUUAACCACGGUGGCAUUUUUGACGGAGCUGUCGCAACAGGGUUUCCUUUAUACCUGAACGGAGCGGACUUUCCUAACAAUACAUACAAUGACGUGAAUAAUGUGAUUCAAGAUAUGUCCAAGACUGCGGCGGACAGGAUCAAUGGUACUUUUUCUGAACUAUUGAAAUACUAUACUUCAGGAAGAACACAUGAACUUACAACCAAGCUGAAUCUCUGUACCGAGCCCAGAAAUGCGACUGACAUCGCCAUUCUGAGCACCAUCUUCGCAUCUGGGCUGCAACGACUAUCGCAAUUCAACUUCCCAAUGGCAGCCGUGGCCAACGUUUCAUUUCCCAUCCAAUACAUCGUGAAUCAAACACUUCAUUCUUCUGAUCCGCUAGCCGCAUUGGUGGCCUUUACACCUAUCUAUGCGAAAUCCGUGAACAUGGCCCAGCUGAACUGCUUUGACUGGGCAGCUGGUGGCUCGGCUGGGGUAGGGGGAGCUGGAGGCGUGCAAGAAGGCCCUUACUUUCACAUGGUUUGCACAUACUUUCCGAUUUCCAUGGACAACACCCCGGAAAACACCAUAUUCCCCGCUGAAAACGCCUCCCAGUACGCCUGCGGCACCAUGUUCGGCCCAGGGAAGACCAAAAUGUUGACCCAAGUUGUCCUCGAACAAGAAUAUAAUUAUUCUUUGGAGAAAAUCUCCAAUCUGACAAACUUCAUUGGUCUUUGGGGCCAGUACGAUCCCUUGACUGCACUGUUUCCAUAUGAUUUUCCUUUGAAAAGCAGCCGCCGAGCCGCUCGGAAGAUCUUCGUUUCUGGUAUGGCGCACACGGGUGAUAUGAUUGCGCAGUCUCCGCUGGACCCAGAUGCUUUAAUUCAGGCUCGUUCCACUAUCGUUCAAUACAUCAAGGACUGGUCUGCUCUAUCUUGA